Molecule: messenger RNA, 3798 nt
Organism: Thamnophis elegans (Western terrestrial garter snake)
Lineage: Eukaryota; Metazoa; Chordata; Lepidosauria; Squamata; Natricidae
Gene: GRID2IP
Product: Grid2 interacting protein
Molecular function (GO): protein binding
Source: RefSeq, a predicted model, not a curated record
AUGCCUGCCACCAAUACUGGAUGGCCGGAGGAGUUUGGCUUUAGGAUCCGUGGGAAUGGUCCCUGCUACAUUGUGGCUGUGGAGGAAGGCAGCAGCGCCCAGAUGGCUGGCCUCCAGCCUGGAGACCAGAUUUUGGAGAUCGAGGGGCAGCCUGUUUCCGCCAUGAACGCCGAGGCCCUGGCGAUCCUGGCCAGGCAGUGUGAGAACAUCCCCCCAAGCAUUGGCGUGCUCCCGCCUCCAGCAGGUGGACCUCCCCCCGGGGCCACAGGCACACUUUGGCUUCACCUUGACCUGCCACGAAAACGACCCCGUGCAGGUCUCAGGCUGGGACUGCUGCAGCUGGGGCGGCUCCGGCGCGCAGACGCUGUGCAUCAGGAAAGGAGGCAGAAAGCUCGGGAGUUCAGCAAGAAGGUGCAGGAGAUCCUGGGUGACCAGCCCAAAGUGAGAGAGAAGAUGUUCACCUCUCUCAAGCACUUUGCUGCUGAGCGGAAGGUGGACUACUUGGCUCAUGCCCUCUCCCUUAUCCUCACUGAGGAAUCCCACCGGCUGCUCCUGGACCACAUCAGGAUCUUCAUCCCCAGGAAACACCGGCAGCGCUUUGAUGAGGUGGUGUCCCAGAGUCUCAUCAGCAAGCUCUGCCGAGCCAAGAGGGAGCAGCAGCCGGCCAACCGCCUGAGACGAAGCCGCAGUGAAGACCACCACGAGCGGCUGCUGGUCUCCACCCGGGCCAGCUCAGUGCCCCGGAGCCAGGAGGAGAAUUGCCUGAGCUUGAGAAAGUCCACUACCCUGAUUGGCAGCAAUGUGGGGACAGGGGCAGCUUGCAGAACCGUCCGCGUCUACAAGGGCAGUAGAAGUUUUGGGUUUACGUUACGUGGCCAUGCCCCUGUGUGGAUCGAGUCCAUCUUGCCUGGGAGCCCAGCUGACAAAGCAUCCCUGAAAGCUGGUGACAGAAUCUUGUUCCUGAAUGGCCUGGAUAUGAGGAACUGUUCCCAUGAGAAGGUGGUGUCCAUGCUCCAAGGCAGUGGGGCAGUGCCCACCCUUGUGGUUGAAGAAGGCAUUGUUAGCUUUUCCAGUGAUGGUGAGUCCUCAGAAGCACCCAGCUCCUCCUCAGCUCUCACCUCCUUGCAGUGGGUCGCUGAGAUCCUGCCCUCCAGCAUCAAGAUCCAAGGAAGGACCUUCCACCAACAGCUGGAACAUCUGCUCACACCAGCGGAGCGCUACACUGUCUGCAAAGCCCUGGAGAGCUUCUUCCAGCACAGGAACAUUGACACCUUGAUUGUGGAUGUCUACCCUGUCCUGGACACGCCCUCCAAGCAGGUGAUCUGGCAAUUCAUCUACCAGCUGCUAACCUACGAGGAGCAGGCCCACUGCCAGCAGAAGAUCGCCAGAUUCCUUGGCUACAAGUCCUUGGCAAGUGGGCCAUCCGAUGCUGGUUCUGCUGAAGCUGCUGAGAUGCCCAGCCGUUUAGCUCCUGGAGAACGCCAAGCAGGUGAUGGAACAUCUCUUCCAGAGACCCCUAACCCUCAAAUGAUGUCGGCAGUGUAUGCCGAGCUGGAAAGCCGCCUGACUGCUGGUUUAGGAGGGAAGCUGGGCCGCCUGCCUGUGUGCCGGACAGCAUCCCUGGCUUCAGAGCCUGCAGGUACCCGAAAAUCAGGAUUGACUAUUUCCUGGCAGAAUGAUCCCGGCUUGCAGCCUUGCUAUUAUCGCUCGCUUGGUGGCCUCCCUUCUCCCUGCAGCACAGAUUCGAACCCCUACGUCAGCCUGGACAGCAGCCCAGCCUUGUCGCCUAAGCUGAGCCCCCUGUCUCGCCGGAGGAAGCUCUUCACCUUCUCGCGGCCGCCACACAGCCGGGAUACGGACCGCUUCCUAGAUGCAUUAAGCGAGCAGCUGGGCCAUCGCAUCACCCUGGUGGACGACUUCUUGAUGCCUGAGAAUGAUUAUGAGGAGAUGAGUUUCCAUGAUGACCAGGGCAGCUACAUGGACAAUGACCGCAGCAGUGCCAGCGACGGCUUGAGCAGCAGGGAAGGGAGUUCCCUGACCUACUCCAUCUUGUCAGACCACCUCCCCCCACCUCCAUCAGCCCACCCCCUAGACCUCCGCAGUUCCAGGCCCCCCAGGAAGAGCCAGGGCCAUGGAGGCAGUCCAGAGUGCUCCCUCCGGCCCACAUCCCACAUCCCUGCUCCCCCUCCUCCUCCCCCUCCACCCCCUCCCCCUCCUCCCCCGAUGCCCUGUGUGCCCCCUCCAAUGCUACACGGAAGUAUCCACCGCAGGAGCGAGUCCAGCCACAUGAGUGUUAAGCGGCUGCGCUGGGAGCAGGUGGAGAACUCGGAAGGCACCAUCUGGGGCCAGCUCGGGGAGGACUCGGACUAUGACAAGCUAAGUGACAUGGUGAAAUACUUGGACCUCGAGCUGCAUUUUGGAACUCAGAAGCCAGCGAAAGCCGAGCCCUUGCCGGAGCCCCAAAAAAAGCAUCUGGUUGAGAUUCUGUCCCACAAAAAGGCCUACAACCACAGGUGAGUACAGCCAACGGCCAUCUUGAUUGCGCACCUCAAGCUCUCCCACAUCGAGCUGCGCCGGAUCCUCCUGAGCAUGGAGAGCGACCGCCUGGAAGCCUCCCACAUCAAGCAGCUGCUGCUCUUUGCGCCUGACGCCGAGGAGGUGCAGCACUUCCGCAGCUACCAGGGAGACCCCAGCAAGCUGAGCGAGCCGGACCAGUUUGUCCUGCAGAUGCUUUUGGUGCCUGAAUAUAAAACCCGCCUGUGCAGCCUUCACUUCAAGACAACCCUGCAGGAGAAGGUGGAGGAGAUUACGGCCAGCUAUGAGUGCAUCUGCAAUGCUUCCCUGGAACUGAAGAACAGCAAGAAACUGGCCAAAAUCUUGGAGGUCGUUUGUGCUGGCCAUGGGCACUACCUAAACCAUGGGCAACCCCAAGCCAACAAAACAACCAGCUUUAAAAUCAACUUCCUCACAGAGGUGAGGAGCGAGACCUUCUUCUUCAGGUCUCUCAUGGUCGCUGUUGUCAUCCAGACAAUCUUUUCUGCUGCUGAUUUAACAGGGGUGCCAACUCGAUGGAAAUCCACGUUUCUGCAUAUUCUUGCCAAAUCGCUUAGCCAACAUUUCCCAGAGCUCCUGGGCUUUGCCAGGGAUUUGCCAACAGUGCCACAUGCUGCCAAAGUAUGUGACUCUGCCUGUCCCUACUCAGGGAUGGGCAUUCACCAUCAGCUCCUGGUGGGCAGGGAGACGCUAGGAGUCUCUGCCAAGGGCAAAGUGGAUACAGGCAACAAAGCUAAUUACAGGAGAACAUUAACAGCUGACCUCAAUGACAUUCAUCGCACUGUCCACGAGAUUGAAAUCGCCUGCCAGAAUAUGGUGCCUUCAUCACCUGAGGACAGAUUUGUGUCUGUGAUGGAUGCCUUCCUGGAGAGUGCAGAUCCCACCAUCCAGUCCCUGGACGAUCUCCAGCACAAAGCCAUGGAAGAAUUCAGGAAAGUCUUGUCCUUUGGAGAAGACUCCAAAGUCACAACCUCUGAGGAUUUUUUUGGCAUUUUUGCUGAGUUCAUGAGCAAUUUGAGGGAGCCGUCACCAAGCCUGCAGGUGGCAUUUGGGAACAGUCGACCUGUCCUGGGGCUGCCUAGUGCUCCAAAGGAAAAACGGCACGACAAGAUCCCUUUGCUCCGAAAGGAACGGAUUUACUCCCUUCUCCUGCCUCCUGGUCUUCAGGCGUCCACACCGGUGGUUGCAAAGGCAGCCAGUGAAUCUUUCGUUCCAGUCAGUUUUCUCGGGAAAACAGAUCCCUAA